GAAAGCAGCAGUCUCACAUUCGACACACUCGCACCUCCCUGGUGGGUGUGUGUACUGUAGUCAUGUGUGUGAGAGAGAGAGCGAGCGCGUGAAUGUUCAUUGCCUACCAUCGAGCUCAAAGGCGACGGGCGCACAGAAAGGGAACACAGCUCGUUUCUUUGACCAGAGGACUUCAUAAGGAGCCAUCAUAACAGAGAUAUUGUCCGACGAACUAAAUACAUUUGGUGAACGCAUGUAGCACUACUCAUUUGAAGCAACGACUACAUCUCAAUGCAAACGGCUUUCACAGUUGUGGACCUACCGCUGGGCUCAGUGUUUACAAACCCUGCUGUUAUUCAUAUAUUUUGUUCCCGCAUUCAUUUAUCGUGUUGUGUUCAAGGUUGUUACUUAGCCGCAUUGCUUUUACGCGCAGUGGCCAUCUGAGCAAAGGCAUUAUUCUCUCGUAUCCGGGCGCUCAUAUCGUAAAUACAGCAUAUGAACGAGGUCUGCAUGACUGCAGAGGUGGGGACAAGCAGCAGCCUUAGGAGCAGGUUUGGAUUUGAACGAUAACCUAAAUGCUGGCGACGCCAAACCAAACCAAACGCCAAACCAUAAUUUGAAGAGGGGCGUCACUGGCGAUUCACAUCGCAGCACCGGACAUUUAAGUAUUUGCUAUGCCUAAAGACUGAUGGGUUUGUGUUCUACUUGACACAAUUGGCACACGCGGAGCAUUGCGAUUUUACACUGUAAGUAGCCCAAUCGGCUACAAUGUAGAAGCGCAGGCGUAUUUCUUGUAGAGCCUCUAUACAUUUCGCUUUAAUUAGUGUUCUGUUAAGCCUUAUUGCGGUAUUCGAUCAAAAUGCCGGCCGGAAUGAAGCCUUUGGAAAAGUUUUUGAAAAAACAGACCACUGCGCUUAGUCGAGCUGGUGGCUUCGGGGACAAGGCGACUGGCACCGGGGCUUCUCGGCGACGUGCCAGCCUGUCCCGAGUGGUGGGCCUACCAUUCUUCAGGGAGACUUCACCAGAGAGCGGUCCUGCCCGGGAGGUGUUUAGUCCAGAUACAGAGGAGGCCCCAUGCUGGCCCUCCGCCACCGCGGACAUCAGAAGCCCGUCUCUGUCCAGCGACGAGCAAAGCUCUGAGGCGAGCUUGGACACUAAUUGGACCCCGCUGCCCCCGGAUACACCGGACAACCUGGCGCAGGCGCUUCUGGACAGUGUGGCGGGGAAACGUUUCGGAAAUUGCACAGAAAUACUCCUGGAUGACUUCAUGCUGACACACCCCAUCUUCUUGGCCUCCGACAAGUUCCAGCAGUUCCUCCUUCAACAGUUCAGCCCUGAGGGGCCGUCUGGCGAGGGCUGGCCAGGAUGGGAGGGCUCCGAGCGGAAGCAGGCCGUGCUCAGCGUGGCUUUCCGCUACCUGGACACCUACCGGGAGCUUCUGCAGGAGGAAGGGGAGAGGUCCAACAGCUUCCCCAAGGACCUGUAUCUGUGUGCGGUGCAGGAGCUGAGUCAGUACCCUGAGCUUGUGGAGGACGUACUCAAGCUGCAGCGCUGGACUGAGAUCCUGCACAACCCGACGGAGGAGGAGAAGGAGUGUCGUAAGAAGCAGGUGCGGCCUCUCUUCCGUCACUUCAGACGCAUCGAUGCCUGUCUGCAACCACGAGAGGCCUUCAGAGGGUCCGAUGAGAUCUUCUGCAGGGUGUACACGCCGGACCACUCCUACGUGACCAUCCGCAGCAGGCUGUCGUGCCGCGUGGGGGAGAUCCUGGCACUGGUCAAGGAGAAGCUGCAGUACAGCGAGGACCAGCCCGUCCAGCCUGGGAACCUCGUCCUGGUGGCCGUCACCUCCGCUGGCGAGAAAGCGGUGUUUCGUCCAAGUGAUGAGGCCGUCUUCACCACACUGGGGGUGAACACACACCUCUUCGCCUGUGAGCCGUCAGAGCUUGAGACUCUGAUGCCACUGCCUGAGGAGAUCCACUGGUCACCCGGGGACAGUAAACUCCAUGACAUGAGCGCGGAGGAGGUAGCCAAUCAGCUGGUGGUGUUCGACUGGGAGCUCUUCAGCUGUGUCCAUGAGGUGGAGUUUGUGUGCUAUGUGUUCCAUGGGGAGCAGUCUCGCUGGCGCCCCCUAAACCUGGAGCUGAUAUUGCAGCGCUGCAGCGAGGUGCAGCACUGGGUCGCCACGGAGAUCCUGCAGUGCCAGUCGCUCCCCAAACGUGUGCAGCUCCUGCGCAAGUUCAUCAAGAUUGCAGCCCUGUGUAAGCAGCAGCAGGAUCUGCUGUCCUUCUUGGCUGUGGUUUUGGGGCUGGACAACCCAGCAGUCAGCAGAUUACGCCUCACCUGGGAGGGUUUACCGGGCAAGUUCAGGAAGCAGUUCCAGCAGUUUGAGAGUACUGCGGACCCUUCAAGGAACCACAAGUCUUAUAGGGAUCUGAUGGCCAGUCUGAGGCCCCCUCUCAUCCCAUUCACGCCCCUCCUGCUGAAAGAUCUGACCUUCCUUCAUGAGAGCUGUAAGACCUUCCAUGGGGAGUUGGUCAACUUUGAGAAGAUGCAUAAAGUGGCAGAGAUGGUACGCACCAUCAGACGAUACAGGAGUUCUCAGCUCGCUGUGGAGGCCGAGCCAUCCCCCUCUCACCUCCAGACGAAGGCCUACGUGCGCCAGCUUCAGGUCAUUGACAAUCAGAACCUGCUGUUCGAGAUGUCCUGCAAGCUGGAGCCCAAAGACAUGUGAGCCAGAGUCCAGAGGAACCUCUGACCCACUGAAGACCACACCCCUUAACCUGUAAAACCCGCCCUUCCAUCCCCCCCAGGACCAAUUAGCUCCCACCUUUUAAUCAGGACCACGCCCUCUCUGUUUCAGGAUCCCUCUCCAAAAAGACCUAUCAUUGGUCAACCCCUUCUCCUUAACUCUGGUCAUUCAUUGGUUACCUCUCCCCAAGACUAUGUCUCCUUGAGCUGUGGAUUGAACAGUUUGGACAGUGUUGUUUUCAAGAACUUGCCACUCAUGGUAAAAGCAAUUCUCAUCCAAUCAAUGACUGAGCAAAGACUAGCUCUAACAAGGGAUGGCCUAACACUAAUGUCAAAAGCAAAGGUUCAAGGAUUCCUGCCUCUGUCCUGAUUUGUCAGGAAGAGGCUGUGGAACUGUCGCCAGUGUUGUGGUCCAAAUGAGGCUGUGGAACUAAAGCUGCUGUUUUGAUUGGCCCAUAGAAGGCUGUGGCUGGACAGAAGUCACAUCUCCACAGGGAGACCGCAGAAGGGAAUGGCAGUGAUCUCCAUGGGUCAAUGGGAAGUUUGCUUGUGAAGCCCCUCCCUACCUGCUUUCUCAUUGGUCAUCUCUAAGCAAUGCCUGUCCAGUCUGCACUGCCAGAAACCGAACUCAACUGCACAUGAACUCCUCCUGGAAGAGUAGCGGAUAGGCCAUUAUCCUAUUAGGAGCUACUCAGGACAGAAAGGGAAAGUGGUUUCUGACUGCAUAAGCUUCAUCCUCUGUUUUUUUUCUUAUUUUCUCUUAGACAUCUGGACUUGAAGACUUUUU
Alosa alosa (allis shad) is the source of this 3514-nucleotide messenger RNA. RefSeq names its product Rap guanine nucleotide exchange factor (GEF)-like 1 (gene rapgefl1). Gene Ontology annotation, biological process: Ras protein signal transduction; positive regulation of GTPase activity. The coding region runs from base 839 to 2710 and encodes 623 amino acids. The transcript has 15 exons. Gene Ontology annotation, molecular function: guanyl-nucleotide exchange factor activity. Lineage: Eukaryota; Metazoa; Chordata; Actinopteri; Clupeiformes; Clupeidae. The record is from RefSeq and is a predicted model, not a curated record. Gene Ontology annotation, cellular component: plasma membrane.